Solanum stenotomum is the source of this 726-nucleotide messenger RNA. RefSeq lists its product as uncharacterized. Bases 1 to 726 code for a protein of 241 amino acids. NCBI's taxonomy places the organism in Eukaryota, Viridiplantae, Streptophyta, Magnoliopsida, Solanales, Solanaceae. Gene Ontology annotation, molecular function: zinc ion binding; nucleic acid binding. The transcript is spliced from 2 exons. The record is from RefSeq and is a predicted model, not a curated record.
AUGACUACAAGAAGGGUGAACGUAAGAAGAAGGGAAGAGGAUAUUGUGAAUGAGGGAGUUCCUCCCCAAUAUCCCCAAGAUUCUCAAGUUCCUCAAGCCCCUAUUGAUAAAUGGGCUAUGAAAAAUAUGGAAAUAAGGUCAGCUCUCCAAAUAUUGACUCAGGCCGUGACGGCUCAAACCAAUAGGGAUACUAGGACCCAUGUGAAUCCCAAUGUGAGUACGAUCACUUCAAGGAUAAGAGACUUUGCUAGAAUGAAUCCUCCCGAAUUAUAUGGCUCCAAAGUGGAGGAGGAUCCACAAGGGUUUAUUGAUGAGGUUUUAAAGGGGCUUGUUGCUAUCGGGGUGUCUCCACAAGAGAAGGAGGAAUUAGCCGCCUACCAAUUGAAAUAUGUGGAACAAACUUGGUAUGAUCAAUGCAAGGGUGAAAGGCCCCUAGGAGAGGGUCUGGGUAAAUUUGAUGGUCAAGGUAGACCAAGGUUAAAGAGAAGGUUCUCGAAACAAGGCUCAUCUAGUGCUCCAAGGUUCAACAAAGAUAGGGUGUCUAACCCUAAGCCUCAAGGAGGCAAUAGAGGUGGAUAUUCUAUGGUGAGGCUUACUUGUGCUAAAUGUGGCAACAAACAUGAUGGUAAGUGCCUUAUUGGCACGGAUGGUUGCUAUAGUUGUGGGAAGAGUGGUCAUAUGAUGAGGGAUUGUCCCAUGCUUAAGGCUCAAGGAAGAGAGGGCUAG